GAGCUGUCUGAAGUUGAAAACACUGCCCCAUGUUAUUGGUCCCCCUCUGCAACGUGCUUGCUGCACUUCUCAUGCAAAAAAUACAUUAUUUUUGUAGACAUUUUUGACUUAAAUUAUUAAAUACGAUAUUUUCUCGAUUCUUCUAUUUUUCCUCAAGGACUGUUUACACCACCAGCAACAUUACUGUUACAUCUUUAGUCACAAGCGAGCCUUCAAUUUAAGGCUUAGGAGGACGGUAAACAAGCGUACAAUGGCGACUGAGAUUGAAGCAUGGACCACUGCCCCCCAAAACGAUGGUGUAUUCUCAGUUGAGCAACCGCGUGAUGAUGAGGAUGGAUCUUUUGGCAGUGAGGAUCUAAAUGAAUUGGAGGUGAAUGGGAACUGGACUCCUCAGGAAAAGGCCCUCCAUGAGGCCAAACUUAAAGCUAAAGCAAAGCGUCGUCUGCGUAAAUCAUCCUCCCGGGAUUCAACCAGGGAAUCACUCUCUGACUCCGUUUCAGGAGAGCUUUCUGCUGAUCCACAUAGCCCCAAAGGCAAAAACGCUGUAAAUGAUAGGAAAUCGCGGACCGGAAAAGGCAGAGGACUGCCCAAAAAAGGUGGAGCAGGUGGUAAAGGUGUUUGGGGUGCAGCUGGUAUGGUAUAUGAGUUGGAGGAACCUGACGCUAAGGACCCCAACUAUGAUGAAUCUGCACAGGGAGAUACAAUAUAUGCAACAGUAGUACCAGAGCUGGAGGAGAGAGAACUUGAGAAGACCAUCAACCCCAUUGUGCAGGAGUAUUUUGAGCAUGGAGACACCAAAGAGGUUGAGAUGCUGCUAAAAGAGCUGAACUUGGGCCACAACAGAUAUGAGUUCACCUCUCUGGCUGUGUCUCUGUCUCUGGAAGGCAAGGCCAGCCACAGAGAGCUCACAUCACGUCUUCUCUCAGACCUCUCUGGUAAGGUGCUUUCUGAGAGAGACAUGUCACAUGCAUUUGAUAAAAUGCUUAAGGAGCUGCCAGAUCUCAUCCUCGAUACACCCGAGGCCCCACUGAUGCUUGGCCAAUUUAUUGCACGAGCCAUUGCAGACCAUGCAUUACCCAUGAGUUUUCUCGACUGUUACAAAGGCAAAGUGGAUUGCGACCAUGCCAGAGCUGCACUGGACAGAGCAUCAGUUCUGCUCUCCAUGAAGAGGGGAAUCAUGCGGCUUGAUAAUGUAUGGGGAGUUGGUGGUGGCCAGAGGCCUGUCAAACAUCUCAUCAAAGAGAUGAAUCUUUUGCUAAAAGAGUAUCUGGUGUCAGGUGAGCUCUCUGAGGCUGAACACUGUCUGCGAGAUCUGGAGGUGCCACACUUUCAUCAUGAACUGGUCUAUGAGGCUGUGGUUAUGGUACUAGAGUCUACAGGUGAUGCAGCUUUACAGAUGAUGGUCAAACUCCUCAAGUCAUUCUGGCAAAGUGGACUAAUUACUUUGGACCAGAUGAACAGGGGUUUCCAACGUGUUUACGAUGAGCUGCCAGAGAUCAACCUGGAUGUGCCUCAUGCACAAUCUAUUAUGGAAGCCUUUGUGGACCUUUGUUACCAGGAAUCAGUCAUCACUAAGCAGCUGAGAGAUUCCUGUCCAACCAGGGGGCGCAAGCGCUUUGUUAGUGAGGGUGAUGGAGGAAUUGUGAAAAGUUAGAAGAUUCCGAAGAGCUCCAGCAGGAUCUUGAUGCUGAACAAGUUGGGAUCUCCUGCACCUCCCUGGAAAUCUUUCCUCAAUGUCUUCAUUGCUCAUCCUCCAAGUUCACACAGAAAUAUUCAGCCUCAGAAAUGAGAUUGUCUUGAUGAAGAGUGACAACUGAGAAAUCUUCUCUCCUCUAUUAUGGGCUUGCCUUAGUUGUUUUUUGAGUUUAUGUGCAUUUAUACAGUAUGCAACAUAAAUGGAAAAGAAGUGAGGAAAUCAGCAGCUUCAGAGGGCCGUGAAAUACAGUUUGGGUUGAGGGAUUAAUUUUGCUUUAUCUUUUUCAGCUUAAGUUGUUUUUUGUUGUGUUCUCUUGUUAGUGAUGGCAGUGGUCGCUCAUUCUUUUUUUGGCAGUGGACCUAAUAAGGUAUUAAAUGAGUCAGGCUAUUCAAAUCAAGUACUUAAUCAAACUGUUGGGCCAAAAUGUAAUGUUUUAUGAAGCGAUUGGGGUCACUUCUAUUGGUUUGCAUUUUAUUUGCAUGUUUAUCUUCAAAUGUUUCUUAUAAUUGCUUAAAGUAACCAUACCCCCCACAUUCACAGAUUCAGAAGCUUCCAGCAGAAUACUGCAUACUUUUUUUUUUUUUUUCAAAAGGAUUAUCAAGGCUCGUUGGUGAUUUAGGCCAAAUGCAAGUCAAACAGUUCUGAUUAUUGUUUCUGGCAGAUUUUUACAUCAUUAAGUGUCUUUGUAGGUGUUAGUUAAAGGACAGAGGAGAGAGAGCAUCAUCACCUCUCGCUCAGGCUGAUGUCUGUGACUGUUCCCAUGUUCAUUACUGUCUAAAGUUUUCUACCCUCUCUGUUUGAUGGUGAAGUUUAGAACAAUCGUUUAUUUCAGUCCUGGUGUUUAUUUGGAGAAAAGCAGUUUAAUUAUGUCAGUACAGCUGAGCCAACAUUUUCUGAAAAUAUCUUUGCAUAUCACUUUUUAAGUGGUAUAUUUUUCAGAAAAUUACCAACUCUCACAAUCAAUACUUGUGGUUUCAAUAAUGGCAUAAUGGGAGGAAAUUACUAAAUUUAACCAAAAGUACUUUUGUACAAGCAAUCUUUUUUGUAUCAUUUUGUUCAUGGGUCACUUUUUCAAAUACAUUAUUUUUGUCAAACAGCAGUUCCAGAGUUCCAGCAUUGAAUACAUUUUGACACUAAUAAUUUCAAUAAAAAUUCAUAAUGCUCGCA
Messenger RNA from Danio rerio (zebrafish), 2863 nucleotides. The record is from RefSeq and is a predicted model, not a curated record. NCBI's taxonomy places the organism in Eukaryota, Metazoa, Chordata, Actinopteri, Cypriniformes, Danionidae.